Messenger RNA from Hermetia illucens (black soldier fly), 5354 nucleotides. RefSeq names its product protein PAT1 homolog 1 (gene Patr-1). The transcript is spliced from 8 exons. Gene Ontology annotation, cellular component: P-body. Gene Ontology annotation, molecular function: RNA binding. The coding region runs from base 202 to 2688 and encodes 828 amino acids. The record is from RefSeq and is a predicted model, not a curated record. Gene Ontology annotation, biological process: P-body assembly; deadenylation-dependent decapping of nuclear-transcribed mRNA. Lineage: Eukaryota; Metazoa; Arthropoda; Insecta; Diptera; Stratiomyidae.
UCUUCCCAUUCAAUAUUUCCACCAACCAACAAUUAGCCAACAGCAUUAACACACUUGAAUUAUGAAACCAACAGACUAAGGUGAGUUCACAUCAUAUGGCAUUGCCCGACGUGGUGAAAAACAGUUCGCGGCCAUGAUUUCAACAUAUGUGAAUGUGUGACAAGUCAUGACAUUUUCAUGUGAAAUAAACAAAAUUAUUCGAUGGAAGACUCGUUUUUUGGAUUUGAUACAUCAGCACCGGUGGAGGAUGACGGAGGAGGUGGACGUAGGGAUGGUGAAGAGGAGGAAGAAUACGAUGCCCUAAAUGACGAAACAUUUGGAGCUGCCAUCAACGGUGACUGGGAAAAUAUUCACGAAACGUUGGUGAAGCUCGACGGGCAUAAUGGUUCAGACAGUAAGGACGAAGAUGAGGGGUCAGACUUAGAAAUUAAUCUAUCAGGAGUUAAGCUUGACGAUGUGGACAUUGGAUCGGACGACAAUGAGAGUAGAAUACAAUUGGACCCCAGGGUGUGGGCAACACCUUAUAAACCAGAAGUACAACAGAAUAUAUCCAACAAUGGAUAUCCAAACCCGGAAGCCUUUUUACGACGACAUCUUCGUCAUCCAUUUGACAGCAUGCAGCAGCAUCAACAACAGCAACACCAAGCAAUGCAAACGCAACAGCAACAACAUCAAAAUAGAAUGUUUGGACUGCCACCAGCGCCCAAUAUACCGCCUAAAAUAUGCACAGUGGAAGAUAUCGAGAGGAAUAUUCGCAAUCAACAAAUGCGAACUGGCACUCCUAAGCCCACAACACCAUUACCCAAUAUGCAACCACCAAUCUCCGCCCCAAAUGUGAGUGGUUUCAAUCGACCAUCAGCACCGCCAGGAUUCAGUGCACCCCGAAUGAAUUUCAAUGCUCCACCACAUCCCAUGAAUAUGCAUCAAGGCAAUCAGGCAGGGCAUCGCGGACCACCUGGUUUCCCACAAAUGCCGAUGAUGUCAGCACCUCAUGGUCUUCCCGGUCCACCUCAUCCCAAUUUCCCACGCAAUAUGUCACACAAUUUGCCAAUUGCCCUUAAUAACUUUGCGAUGCAUCCUAAUUUCAAUGCCAUGCGGCCUAUGGGACCUCCAAUGAUCUCGCCCAGAUUACCUAUGCAACCAAAUAUGAUGCAGGGCAUGCCCGCCACCAAUGCCGUGAAUCAGUUCAAUCAACGGCUGGUACAGGAAAUUCAGCAGAACCAUCCGAUGCUGGGCAACAAUCGCGGCAUGAAUCAUGGAUAUAACAAUUCAAAUUAUCCACACAACCCCUACAUGCAAGGUUAUCAGCAUCAGCAGAAGAAUCAUGGAAAGGUGAAUAUGCGAUCGAACGGAAAUGUCGAAGAAUUUGACGAAUAUUCAAACUUAAUGAGCGCCCGGGAUAAACACUGGCUGAUAGGAAUCCAAUUGUCACAACUGAAUACCGAGACCCCGUACAUAGACGAUUAUUACUAUACCGUGCUGAAAGAGAGACGAGCCAAACUGCGGGGUGACAGUCAAAGCAAAGCGCAUAAAGAUAACCAACUGAAUCAUCCAUUGAUCCAGCCGAAAGGACAUGCGCAACUUGUCCUAAUAUCGAUGGGCAAGAACGGCGCAAACAUUCGCAACGGACAGAAUCGAGAACGGAAAAAUUCCGAGACGAAAGCAGACAAGGAGCCAAUUAUUCGAACGCAUACACCGUUGCAAUUUGAAAAUUCUCUGGGUAAACUUCAAUAUGGAAGCGUGACGGCACCCCGGAAAAUUAUUGAUAUGGACGUGAUGGGUAGUGAUAGUAGUCCGCAAUUUAACACGUCUAUUGAACUGUCGGCACAACGAAAAUCUCGACAAUUGUUGUUGCAUAUUGAAACUGUUUAUAGGAUUAUAUUGAAACUUGAGGAUUUGGAAAAUCCGGCAGCGAUUGCGACGUUUGCGGUGGUUAGGGAACGUAAAGAAAAGGAGAAGCAACAAGCUCUGGAGUUGGCCAUGAUAGAAGCCGCGAACAGAGCAGGAAAGGAUUCUGACAAAGCAGAUUCGGCAGGAAAUUCAGUGAAUUCAUCGAUUAGUGAUAAGAACAGCUACGAAAUUGAAUCACGUGAUAAACUGUUACAGAAACUAUUACCACUCAUUUCAACUGAGAAAGUCGCUUUGAUGAUGAACGUACGAAAAGGCAAGGCCUUGAUUCGUCGCAUUAUGCCUUUCAUUGAGGACAAUCCUGUUCGAUGGAAUGUUUGGUGUGGUGUUUUCAUGUCACUCCAGAAUGUACUGAAGAAAGACAAGGAUGAUGGCGAUGGUUUGUUGUUUGCACUUUAUCCGCACUUUAAAAAGCAAAUCGUGGAAGCAGAUCUUAGUGAUGUCAUAAAGAUUGCUAAUUCGAUGCCAUUGAACGACAAGAGGGUUAAUGUUCUAUUCGCUUGCAAAUUCUGUAUAUCAUCAUUAUUCGCACUUCUACUGCGGGCUGAACAAAUUUACGCCACAACGUCUGAUCCAGACAUAGCUUCCAAUAAAGAAUGGCCACAAUUCUUGUCUACAUUGUCAGCAUCUCUGAGCCGAACUGUGCAACAUCAAACCAUUAGUGCUGCCAUCGAAAGUGAUGCAAUUCAGCCAAUGGUUCAUCAUUUCUCACGUUUCGAAACGCUCAAGCUGGAAUCACUGUUGGCAUUGUUCUCUCAAGCUAAACAACAAGUGAACUAAAAAAUGUGAAAAUUGGGUUUUUAUCGUUAUUUCUUUACUUUUUUUCGCUUCAUUUUAUCUCCUUUAUUUUAUCUUUUCUUUUUUUAAUUGUAUGGAGUUGAUCGGAGGUCUCGGUAUUCAUUUUUUAGAGUUCGGUUUUUUGUUUCGGACUAACAAAGGAUGUUCGUUUUUAAGUGUGAAAGAAACUCGAGUUUGUGUUUUGUACACAAAAAGUAGAAAAUUAUUCAAGCCAAACGAAGUGAACACAAAUAAGAGAAAUUGUCAAAGCUGAUUGAAAAUAAUUUUAUACUCGUUUCAAGGAAGAUACGAAAGAUAACGAAUUCGGAAAUUUACGCUGUUCAAUAGUAAAUCGGUGCUAAUUGCACACAACAGGCAGUUCAUUUGACGGAAGGGUUCAUUCAGGUCAAACCAUUUUCUGAUGCAGUUCGACUUCCCUUCAACAAACCAUGAAAAUAUAUUUUUUUUCCUCUCAACUGAAAUUAACAAUUAACGCGGAUCCCAACAAAAAACAGAAAAUGAUCAUCUAAAUGAACUCUAAUGAACUUCAGCCUUGAUUCAAUCAGUUUUUAAUUAGUUAAUUAACUUGAGUUUUUGUUGAUAGUAACAGGACAGUUUAUACUUUAGAACCUGCCUUAAACAAAAUCGAAAUUCGAGCAAUAGAUAUAGAAAUAUGUUUAGCAAAAGAUGUAAAAACAAAACCAAGAAAUGUAGCGAAACAAUUGAGGCUGAACGUCCAUUUACUCCUGAAUAACUUCCCGCCCGGCAGCAUGGUGCCGUGUAAGGGCGGAGCAAAACUAAGUGAUCGAAUGAGUGUGUGUAAAUUUACGUUUGGCUUAGUGAUCAAUUAUUUUGGAGUAAUCGAAAUUUUUUAGGACAGUUUUGAGCGAAAGUCAGAGAGUAGGUGGUUAAAAAAAAAACAAACAAAAAGUUAGCAUUAUUUCAAUUGUUAAAAUACUUUAAGUUCUAAUCGAGGCAUGUUUUACGUGGUAGCUUCUUGUUUUUCAUUUUAAUUUUAUUUAUAUCGCAGCGAAUUGCAGUGCUUUUAUGAUUUCUACGGUAAAAAUUAAGUUUAUAGAUACUACGCAGCAAAACAGCAGUUAUUUAAUGCAGUAAUCAGCUUUGGUAUAUUGUAUGACUUUACAAUUGAUUUCGUUAUUAUUUCCCUCUCUCUCAACCCUUCAAAUUGAUGCUGCUUGCUUUUUAUGUAUGUGUAUAUGUAUAUAUAUAUAAGAUUCGAUUGAUUUGAAUAUGUAAAUCAAAAGAUGUGUAGGGCCAACUACGCACUCAACACUUUUUAGAUGAUGAUAAAAAAAGGAUUAUUCGUUGUGCAGAAUUGAUUAUGGCUAAACUUUAUUAAAUGUGUUUUUACACAGAAACUUCGAUUGUGAUUUCUUUCAAUAAAUGCAAAAUUGAUGGGUAAAUUUUAACUGAUUGAUAGAUGAAUGAUGCGAGGACUUAUGUAGAUCAGUAACUGAAAGACUAUUUUAUCGCAAAUGUUAUCCUAGACCGGGGCUACGGAUAAGUAAAUAUAUAUAUUUUUUCAUUUUUCUUUUCUUUCGUUUAUAUGUGUAGGUAGAAGUUUGAUUUAUGAUGGAAGGAGCAAAUUUAAUUGUAGUGCAAAUGAUGUUCAAAAGGAAAAAAAAGAUACAAUUUCCCUGUCUGAUUGGUUCUAAGCGGGACGAAAUCUUUACAAUGUUUGUUAUUUCGAUGUCUAGACUCUAGGGGAGAUAUCAGAUGUUUCUUGAGUUUUAUACGUGACUCUUUAUUUCGAUUCCUAUGUAAAAGUUUUAGAUAUUGAUGGAAAGUGCACACUACACAUUUGUUUUUAAUUGAGUGCCCUUUCAUUCUAUGGUUUUCUAUGUAAUCUUAUGCUCUUAACGAGUUUAUUCAUCUCUUAUGGUUAAUCGUGAAGCCUUAUGCGUGGUACAGACUUUUAGACUCAUAGAAUUACCUUUGCACACUUUCCUUUAGCAGUGAUAGAAGGGGCGAAAACUCCCUAACCAAAGGGAGUAUUGUUUCUUCCUCUAUGCUCGCUAUUCAAUCUGUGGAUGAAGCAUAAUAUCAGUUUAUAAUUUCGGUUUUAUUAUGCGCAUGUUUCUGUAAAAAAAAACAAAGCUAAAAAUAUACAUAGUUAAAUAGUAGAAUAAAUCGUAUUUCCUAAUGCAUAGAAACAUAACUAAAACAUGGUAAAAAAAACAAACAAUUUUAGUUGUAUCAUUAUUUGCUUUUAAGCAUUCAAGAUAUCGCAUAUUUGUUUCAAUGAUAUCUAUAAAACGAAUACAAAAAAAAAUUAACUAAUAUAAAAUAUUAAGACCUUUUUUGUUUGUUAAUUCUUAAUUAGGGUACAGAUUGUCUUAAAUUUUUUAUACAGAAUAAUAAAUAACUUAAAACAUUUAUAAAUUUAUUUAAAUAAUAGCAAACACAAUUAUAUUACGAGAUCUUUGAAAUAGUAAUCUUUAAGAUGAAAUGAUACAAUUUAAUAAUAAAGAAGAAAAUACAAAAAAAAACAAAAAUACAUUUUUGAGUAGACAAAAAUAAAAGAGAUGAAAACAAAAUAAAACAAAGAUAGAAAUAGUGCGCAUUAUUGUGAGAGGAAAAAAAACAAACAAACAGAGGAAACAAAUAGAUUUUUUUUGUACAAUUUUUAGUUUCUGAAGUAAAAUACA